Jatropha curcas is the source of this 951-nucleotide messenger RNA. RefSeq names its product ribosome-inactivating protein luffaculin 1-like. Lineage: Eukaryota; Viridiplantae; Streptophyta; Magnoliopsida; Malpighiales; Euphorbiaceae. The record is from RefSeq and is marked validated. Gene Ontology annotation, biological process: negative regulation of translation. Gene Ontology annotation, molecular function: rRNA N-glycosylase activity.
AUGGAAGGAAAUAUGAAGGUUUGUGUUGUGGUGGCGACAUGGUUGUGCUGGACUAUGAUAUUUGGAUUGGCUAGGGUUAUUCACCCAUCAGCAAUCCAUAACUGCACAGUCACAGUCGAUGAAAUUCCCUCUGUGAGCUUUACUAUUACUCGCAUCCCCGGUGACGAUACCGCUGGCUACAAGCAGUUUAUGGUAGAUCUUCGAGAGAAAUUGGCUUCCGGUACUACUAGCCAUGGAGUACCAGUGUUACGCUCCACAGCUUCAAGAGAAGCCAAAUAUCUUCUAGUCAAUAUUAUAAAUUCAGGGAAUAAGGAAAUCACAUUAGGAUUGAAUGUUAUUAGCGCAUAUAUUUUGUCCUAUAAGGUGGGAUAUAAUUCCUAUUUCUUUAAAGACAAAGCUGAACUGAAGGAUGCGCAAAAAUACCUUUUCACAGACACAAGGCAAACCACACUCGACAAAUUUUCUGGUAACUAUGACUCUUUCAAAGCUGAAGGAGGAGAUCGAGAAACAACCGAUUUAGGAAUCGGGCAAUUAGACUCUCAUAUUUAUACACUUCAUAAAUCGACAUUGCCAAAAGAUAUCGCUAAACCUCUUGUUUGUAUUAUUCAAAUGGUUUCAGAAGCGACCCGAUACAAAUAUAUUGAGAAUAAGAUAAUAGAUAAGAUUAGUGGAAGUUUUAGGCCGAAGCUUGACACAAUCACUCGUGAGAACAAAUGGGAAGACCUUUCUGAUGGAAUUGAAAAUGCUGAUGCGAAGGGAAAUUUUAAAACAGAAGUUAGAUUGCAGAAGGAAGAUGGUAAGGAGGAUAUUAUAUCCAGCGUUAAUCAAAUAAUAGGUGAUAUGGGAAUUUUGCUGUAUCAAAAGAAGAAGAGCUACAAUCCAAGCUUUGGACAAACAACAUUUGGAAACCUUAUCACAACAAAAUCAAAUUGCUGCCUCGACUUUGAUUAA